CCGGCUGGGAGUGUUAGGAUGCCCCAGGCAAGGGGUAACGAGAUCUUGUUCUCUACGUACGAUGACAAUGUCACAAUGAAACAGAUCCUGAGUACACAUUCUCCUGAUGAUCGCCAAUUUCAUGUCCAACCUCUCUUUCGUAUCAUUGAAGAUGUCAUGCACCGUACCAAUGCACCCCUCCUUGGCACUAUCCUUUCCACCACACUUCAGGCAACUCAGGCACAGUUGGAUGAGAAAGCUCUGCGCAGCUGCUUCUCUGACAUUAUUAUACUUUUAGCCCACACUAUUAAGAAAACUUCCAGUGAGAUAACCUGCAAAUGUUCUGGGGGAUGGGAUGCACAGGCAACAACAAUGUCACUCUUGAACAUGCUCUCAGUCUAUCCAUGGGAAGUUAAGGUAGUGAUAGCCUUGGCCGCAUUUGUUAUGAUCCAUGAAGAAUUUUGCCUAGUGGCAAAGCUUGACGACGUAAACCCUCUGGCCAAAUCAGUAGCACACCUCAAGCAACUUCCAGGUAUAAUGGAACAGGCCGAAUCUUGGAAACCAAAGUUUGAGUCACUUGGUAACCUGAUCGAGGCAGUGCUUGAUCUAACAAAUUGCAUUAUGGAUUUUAAGAGCCUCCCAUCUCAGUACAUUAACCCGGACACUCCAGAAAUGGUCAUUGCCAGUGCUCAUAUCCCAAUAGCCGUGUACUGGACCGUCAGAAGCAUUGUGGCUAGUGCAUCUAUGGUUAUUAAUCUUACUAGCAGUAGUCAUGAGUACAUUGCCUCAACAACUGAGACAUGGGAAUUCUCUAGUUUGGCCAAUAAGGUCAAUAGCAUGCACAGCCACCUUAAGGAAGAACUGUCUCUUUGCCGUCAGCACAUUGCAAUUGUCCCGACUGGGAGUGCUAGGAUGCAGCAGGAAAGGGGUGAUCGGAUCUUGUUCUCCAUGUCGGAUGACAAUGUCAUGAUGGACCAGAUCCUGAGUACACAUUCGCCUGAUGGUCGCGAAUAUCAUGUCCAGCCUCUUUUUCUUAUCAUUGAAGAUGCCAUGCACCGUGCCGAUGCACCCCUCCUUGGCACUACUCUCUCCACCACCCUUGAGGGAACUACGGCACAGUUGGAUGAGAAAUUUCUUCACAACGGGUUCCCUGACAUUCUUAAACUUUUAGCCCUCACUAUUAAGAAGAUUUCCUGUGAGAUAACCUGCAAAUGUUCUGGGGGAGGAGAUGCACAGGCAACAACAGUGUCACUCUUUAAAACGCUCUCAAUCUAUCCAUGGGAUGUUAAGGUAGUGGUAGCCUUGGCGGCACUUGUUAUGAUCCAUGACGAGUUUUGCCUAGUGGCACAGCUUUGCCACACCAACCCUCUAGCCAAAUCAGCUGCACACCUCAAGCAACUUCCAGAUACAACAGAACCGGCCGAAUCUUUGAUACCAAAAUUUGAGUCACUUGAUAAACUGAUCAAGGCAGUGCUUGAUCUAACAAAGUGCAUCGUGGAGUUUAAAAGCCUCAUUUCACAGUACAUUAACCCGGACGUUCCAGAAAUGGUCAGUGCCAUUGCUCAUAUCCCUAUAGCUGUGUACUGGACCAUCAGAAGCAUUGUGGCUUGUGCAUUUAUAGUUAUCAAUCUAAUUGGCCUUAGUCAUGAGUACCUUGCCUUGAUAACAGAGGCAUGGGAAUUGUAUAGUUUGGCCCGUAAGCUCAAUAACAUGCACGGCUACCUUAACAAACAAUUGUCUUUUUGCCAUCAGCACAUUGCUACGAAGAAACACGAUGAAGCUUAUAGAACAUUUGUUCGACUGCUUGAAACACCUCACUUUAACAACACAAAGUUCCUAAAGACUUUGAUUUACCCCAAAGACGACCAGCUCCCACUGUGUGAGGGUUCUACCAGGAGAAGGGUUAGCAUCGAGACACUGAGAAGUAAGAUUGUGCUACUUCUUAUUACAGAGGAUGACAUGCCCCAAGAAGAGCUUGUGCUUUUUGAUCUUAUGUAUAGAGAAUCAAAGCAAAGCCAAUUUACCGAGAGUCACUAUGAAGUCGUCUGGCUUCCCAUCAUGGACAGAUCAGUUCCAUGGAAUGAAGAAAAGCAAAAAUUACUUGAAAAAACACAGAGCGUAAUGCCAUGGCUAUUUUUGUAUCAUCCGUCUAUGCUGGAUCCCCUUGCCAUUAGGUACAUCAAGGACAAAUGGCACUUCACCAAUAAGUCUAUUGUUGUCGUGGUGGAUCAACAAGGGAAAGUUGUGAACCUUAACGCGCUCCAUAUGAUGUGGAUUUGGGCUAACAUGGCUUACCCUUUCACUAGCCUAAAAGAAGAGCAACUAUGGAAAGAAGAAUCAUGGAGAUAUGAGCUAGUGGUGGAUUCCAUUCAACCCAUGAACUUCGACUGGAUCAUUGAAAGAAAGCACAUUUGCUUGUAUGGUGGUGACGAUAUUGAUUGGAUCCGCAGGUUCACUGCCACAGCGUACGCAGUAGCGCGUGCUGCCAAUAUCCAACUAGAGAUGUUAUACGUAGGCAAAAGCAACCCGACUAAAAAAAUUGAAACAAUCAUUAAAUUAAUUCAAGCUGAAAAUCUUAGUCAUGUGUUGUCACACCUGACCUUAAUAUGGUACUUCUGGAGCAGGAUAGAGAGCAUGUGGCACUCCAAAGUGCAACAUGGGAAAUCUGUUGAAAAAGAUGAGAUAAUGAAAGAAAUCAUGAUGAUGUUAUACUUCGACGGUAGUGAUCAAGGAUGGGCAGUGAUUUUUGAGGGUCAGAAAGACAUGGCUAAAGCGAAAGGCGAAAUGUUCUUGAAGAGUUUGUAUGAGUUUGAUGAAUGGAGGCAUGACAGUGAAGAGAAAGGCUUUUUGCCAGCACUGAAUGGAUUUUUUAAAAAGCUCUAUACUCCGCAUCAUUGUCAUCGUUUUACAGUUCCGGGAGCAACAGGUAGUGUGGAGGAUAAGGUGGUCUGUGCAGAAUGUGGCCGUCCUAUGGAGAAAUCCACCAUGUACACUUGUUGCACUGAUUGAGUGCAAAUAUUAUACCUGCUGACUGAUUAUAAGAUUUCUGAAGGAUUGAUUUUUGUGGCUUAAUUAGAAUGGCUUGUGUAUGAUGCCAUGACUUCUUUAAAUUUAUUAGAUAUGUGUAAAAGAAUGUUGAUGUUAAUCAAUGUAUUCUUUCUUUAUGAU
Messenger RNA from Daucus carota subsp. sativus, 3147 nucleotides. Its product is annotated as protein SIEVE ELEMENT OCCLUSION B-like. Gene Ontology annotation, biological process: phloem development. The record is from RefSeq and is a predicted model, not a curated record. The transcript is spliced from 12 exons. The coding region runs from base 19 to 2988 and encodes 989 amino acids. Lineage: Eukaryota; Viridiplantae; Streptophyta; Magnoliopsida; Apiales; Apiaceae.